Molecule: messenger RNA, 1531 nt
Organism: Colletes gigas
Lineage: Eukaryota; Metazoa; Arthropoda; Insecta; Hymenoptera; Colletidae
Product: very-long-chain 3-oxoacyl-CoA reductase-like
Exons: 4
Coding region: 138-1109 (323 amino acids)
Cellular component (GO): endoplasmic reticulum
Molecular function (GO): oxidoreductase activity
Source: RefSeq, a predicted model, not a curated record
ACACCGAGUGCAUCGACUCUUCCUUCUUAUCCACGCGCUGUCAUCGAGCUUUUCAUGAACGUGACACGAAGGCGCAUCAAUUGCACCGAGGAGACACGCGUCGAACCGAGGAACGAAUACGAAAUUUCGAGCACAGGAUGUCGCUGACCAGUUGGGAAACAAUAUCCCUGAUCGCGUUCGUGGCGAUCGGGCUGAGGAUUUUAUUGAAGAUCGGCCUCACCGUGUGGAGGAAACUAAUCGCGCCCAGUUUUGGUUUCGGGAUCGACAUAGCGAAGCAGGGUAGGUGGGCCGUGGUCACCGGAGCCACCAGUGGAAUCGGAAAAGCGUACGCGGAGCAGUUCGCGGAAAAAGGCCUCGACAUCGUGCUGAUCUCUCGAUCUUUGUCGACUCUCGAGGAGGUGGCGGCGGAGAUCAAGCAACGAUACAACGUCAAAGUACGAAUCGUGGAGGCUGACUUGACCAAGGGCCAGGCUGUGUUCGAGAAAAUCGCCAAAUCCGUCGAGGAUCUCGAGAUCGCCGUGGUGGUGAACAAUGCUGGGGCGAGCUACGACCAUCCGGAAUUAUUCACCAACGUCUCGGAGGAAUGUAUAGCGAGAAUUUUGCAAUUGAACGUGGCCGCCGUGACCGGGGUGGCGAGGGCCGUUCUUCCAAAAAUGUUCGAGAGGAAAAAAGGAGUGCUUAUAAAUAUCAGUUCGGCGAUGGGGAUCAUACCUGGUCCUUACUUGAGCGUGUACGCCGCGAGCAAAGCUUACGUGGUAAAACUCAGCCGCGAUUUAGCAGCGGAAGCCGAGCGCAACAACGUCACUGUUCAAUGCAUAUUGCCUGGCGUGGUGGCGACGAAGAUGUCGAAGAUCAAGAAAGCGACAUGGAUGGCGCCAAGCGCGAAGAAGUUCGUUGAAACAUCGUUGAAGACGGUCGGCAUUGAACUGGUCACAACCGGCUACCCGCCCCACUUCUUAUUCGUUGGCUUUGUACAAGCGUUGAAUUGUAUUUGCGAAAAAGGCACGCUUUGGUUGGUCUCUAAGACAAUGUGCAACAUAAGGGCACGUGCUUUGAAAAAGAAGAGCAAAAUGGAAAAUAGUGGAAAGGAAGCGCUCACUAGCAAAUAAUCGUCGCGUUUCACGUUCCUGUUCUUUAAAUUUUCCAUUUUCAUCCUUUCCGUUCCGUACCUGUUUAGUUUUCGCUUGUUCGAUCGCCAUUUGCAACGUAAUCGAGAUCUAUUGUAGGGAGGCAAAAAUAUCGGUGCUGGAAGGUGCUAAAAUAGUGUAACAGUUGUGGACAAACAAAGUUCUGAUGUAUAUCGAUAUUAGCCAUAUAUUACAUAUUCGAAACGAUCUCAUUGUUUUUCUACAAUAUUGUAAUAAACAAGCGAAAAUACUUCCCUCGUUACAAAUAACAUCGAACAAGAACAUUCUGUCGACAAAAGUGAUACUAUGAACCUUCUUUCUUAGAUUGUUUGUUACAUUGUUUGUAUAUGUGUUAUAUUUAUAUUGAUAGGUGUUAUAAAGAGAAAUAAAAAGUAUCAUUCUUU